AUGCUAUUCCAACUUCUGCUGCUCUUGUGGUCGAUUCAGAAUCUCCUGCACCUGACUAAUCUGCCCAGCCUUCAUGAUCUUCAACGCCUCCUGUCCCACGGAUCCAGGCCUCACAUUUCCCAGCAUCUGCCUUACAAACUCAUACGCAUCCAACGAAUCCAGUGGAUUGGCCGUGCAUAUGUCUUCACACAGCAUCUCCUCCUCACUGCUCUCCUCGUUCUCCUCAUUCUCUUCAUCUGCCAUCAACUCGUUUCUCUUCUUUAUUGCNUUGUGUACUAA
Messenger RNA from Enterospora canceri, 279 nucleotides. NCBI's taxonomy places the organism in Eukaryota, Fungi, Microsporidia, Enterocytozoonidae. The record is from the annotation of a GenBank genome assembly.